GAAAGCUUCGCUCUAUUUCUCUUUCCGGCGGCAGCCUCGAAGCGACGCGUACCGGAACGGACCCUCUAGUUGGCUUCUACAGCUCUCUAUGGUAAAUUGGACUGAUCGGCUGGGCGGGCUUAUUCGCUCGCCAAUUGAUUCCGUCUCUUGGCUACUAUGGCGCCUCCGAAAGAAAAUGUCAGCCUACUUUUUAAAUUGUACUGCUUGACGGUGAUGACCUUAGUGGCUGCAACGUAUACAGUAGCAUUGCGAUACACAAGAACAACCGGAGCAGUACUGUACUUUUCUUCUACAGCCGUUUGCAUUACAGAAGUUAUCAAAUUAUUCCUAAGUUUGGGCAUUUUAGCAAAGGAGACUGGAAGCCUUGGUAAAUUGUCAAUGUCUUUGAAAGAAAAUGUUUUAGGCAGUCCUAAAGAAUUAUUGAAAUUAAGUGUUCCUUCGGUUGUGUAUGCUGUUCAGAAUAAUAUGGCCUUCCUGGCUCUCAGCAAUUUGGAUGCCGCAGUUUAUCAGGUGACAUACCAGCUGAAAAUCCCCUGCACUGCCUUAUGUACUGUCCUGAUGCUGAACCGCAGCCUUAGUCGAUUGCAGUGGUUCUCAGUAUGUAUGCUGUGUGGUGGAGUCACGCUGGUGCAGUGGAAGCCAGCUCAGGCUACUAAAGUUCAGAUGGAACAGAAUCCACUGCUAGGAUUCGGAGCGAUAGCAAUUGCUGUUAUAUGUUCAGGAUUUGCAGGAGUGUAUUUUGAGAAAGUGCUAAAAAGCUCUGAUACAUCUUUAUGGGUGAGGAACAUCCAGAUGUAUCUCUCUGGAAUUGCAGUGACAUUGCUUGGAGUCUACACAGCCGAAGGAGCUCAAGUACUGGAGAAAGGGUUUUUUUAUGGCUAUACGCCAUAUGUCUGGUUUGUCAUCUCUAUAACUUUCUCUCUGGGCGCUCUGCUUGUCUGUGUUUCAAUAUAUCUGUAUGGAUUGCCUCGACAAGAUACAACGAAAAUCCAGCCAGCAGAAACAAAAACGUCAAAAGGAAAUCUUAGUAAUGUGUGAUGUCUGUCUUCAUGAAGAAUAGAAAAGGCAAUACAAAAUAAAAAGAGACAGUUUGUAUGCCUGUCCCCACCCCGGAUUUUCUUUUUGAAUGAAAUCCUUCAAUUCCAAUUCAUGGAAAGCUUCUGAUGGGACCGAAAAUGAAGCUGGUUAUUCAUUGGGUGAAAAUAGACACUGAAGGAAGAUUCUUCGCUAAUCUGUAGAAUCUCACUUUUCCUUAUAAACUUUGGUCUUUUACUAUUGAAGAUGCCUUGUGUGGAAAAGAAGGAAUGGAAGGCACCCUUACACAUAAAUAGGGAGAUGGUCAUGGAAUUUCCUCCUGUGUUGUAACAUUUUAUGUAGGCUUUGUUGCCGGAAAUGCUUGUGGUUGAAAGGAUAAGGAUAAAAGGAUAAUUCAAAUUUAAAAGUCUUUUUCUCCAUGGAUACCUGACAUGAAGAUCUAGCCAAAUGCUACACUCCUUUUACAAUCAAAAUCAUAAUUGCAAUAGGAAAAACAAAGUUGUGAGAUAGAAGAAUGCUGUUGCUGGAGCUUUAAAACUGAAAAUGGUAAUUUAUUUUUUAAUAUCCCCAGGAUCGCUACUUUUUGAAAAACCACAAGGAAGGAAAAAAAAUACUGUGAUUUCUUUUAAGAAUUUUCUAUUGUAAAAGGGAAGGGGAUAGAGCACUGUACAUACAUUUACUCCUGCAUUGAAUUAACUGAUAAAUACAUACAUACAUUCUUGUGCAGUAUG
Molecule: messenger RNA, 1766 nt
Organism: Thamnophis sirtalis
Lineage: Eukaryota; Metazoa; Chordata; Lepidosauria; Squamata; Natricidae
Source: RefSeq, a predicted model, not a curated record